This is a messenger RNA of Cyclopterus lumpus (lumpfish), 849 nucleotides long. RefSeq names its product artemin. The record is from RefSeq and is a predicted model, not a curated record. Gene Ontology annotation, molecular function: receptor tyrosine kinase binding; growth factor activity; glial cell-derived neurotrophic factor receptor binding. The transcript has 5 exons. NCBI's taxonomy places the organism in Eukaryota, Metazoa, Chordata, Actinopteri, Perciformes, Cyclopteridae.
AUGGAGGUGACCCCCGUUGCUCUAAUGUGUUGGGAAGGUAAUUCCACCGUGGUGGAAGUUCAAAAGUUAGGAGGUUUCUGGUAUGUUUUGGAUGGAAAAACCUGGUGGAGGCAGGAGGCGUCGACUCCCCAGCAUCACCUGAAGAACUGGAAGGUGAGCACUGGUCCCACUAUAUUCAGGGUGCUGUGGAGAUGAGGCCCCUAUAGACACAAUUUCCAUGUCAAAGAGCCAGUGGAACAGGACGGAUCAGCUUUCAGUCCCUACAAUGUGAUGCUGUGGGUGGUGGCGUCAUUGCUGACACUAGUGGAAGACGUGUUUUCUGAGGAGGACAAUAAAGAGGCUCAGUCCGACCUCCGGCGUGUCCUCAGGCAGCCCUCCUUGUCUCCUGCUGAGGAUCUGGAACAAGACAGGGUGCACACACCCUGGCCUAAAGCCCUCGAGGAGUGGUCACUGAUGCAGGAAGAGGAAAUCCAGCACAGCAGAUGGCAGCGCUCCCCUCGCAACCCAAACUCGCCCAGAACAUCACGGAGGAAUCGCAAGAAGACUAAGAGCAAUCACGACUGCCACCUGGAAAGGAAGCAGAUGCGGGUGCGGGAUCUCGGUCUUGGCUAUGACUCGGACGAAAUAGUCCUCUUUAAGUACUGCGUCGGGACAUGCCAUGGCUCCCGCAAGAACUACGACCUGGCCCUGAAGGCUCUGAUGGACAAUGGGAGCAUCUCUGGCAAGAAAGUCAGCGGUCACCCUUGCUGUCGGCCCACCCGUUACGAGACCGUGUCUUUCAUGGAUACCCAGACUACCUGGCAGACAAUUAAGUGGCUCUCGGCGGCCAACUGCAGCUGUGUGGGCUGA